Ectocarpus sp. CCAP 1310/34 is the source of this 805-nucleotide messenger RNA. The record is from the annotation of a GenBank genome assembly. NCBI's taxonomy places the organism in Eukaryota, Phaeophyceae, Ectocarpales, Ectocarpaceae.
CCCCCAAAACGCCCUAAAUGAAAUGCUCCAGACCGCAAAGUCCUUAACCGAGAAAGGACUAACUGUCGACGAAACGUUCGUCCUUCACCUCUUCCUGGAUGCCCUUUCGGACGAGUAUGCCAUGACAAAGCACAACCUGCGACACGCGAAGGAGUUGACGCGGACCGGUGUGCUAAAGGAAGUAAUGAUCGAAUACAAGGCGAUCAAGGACAAGCUGGAGCAGGGGAAAGGAAAAGGGGCGAAGGGCGCAGAGCAAGCGUACUUCACCGACGGUGAGGGCCGCAGGGAGCGGUACUCAAGUAGGAGUCAGGGGCAAAGUCGUGGUCGUGGCGGCGGCCGUGGCCGCAGCAGCAGUCGUGGUCGCGGCGGAGGCGGUCGCGGCGGAGGCGGUCGCGGCGGCGGCGGCGGCGGCGGCGGUCGCGGCUGCCGCUCAGGCGGAUCCGGAGGAGUAGAGGAGAGCAAGGGAAGCAGCAGUGGAGGCGCCGAUGGCGGCGGUGGCGGGGACUAUAAGUUCCCGGGCCGGUGCUUGAGGUGUGGACAUCGUGGACAUCAAGCGAUCGGCUGCACUACCAACGAGAAGGACUUCGUGCCGUGGUGUGCGCGCUGCGAGGGGUGGGGCCACACCAAAGAAAAGUGCGCGACGGAGGAGGCCGUCCUAGCGCAAGUGGUGGAGCAUGAGAGCGACGUGGACUCCGUGGAAGACCAGGCAUAUUGUGCCGUGGCAGUCCCCUCAGGCGAGUAAGGUACCGUUGGUGAAGUAGGUCUAGUGGGGGUUGUGGAACAAGGCCAGGCGGUGUACGUGGCC